Messenger RNA from Aphis gossypii (cotton aphid), 1768 nucleotides. RefSeq names its product mitochondrial import receptor subunit TOM20 homolog. Gene Ontology annotation, cellular component: mitochondrial outer membrane translocase complex; mitochondrial outer membrane. Gene Ontology annotation, molecular function: transmembrane protein transporter activity. Bases 278 to 796 code for a protein of 172 amino acids. The transcript is spliced from 2 exons. Gene Ontology annotation, biological process: protein import into mitochondrial matrix; tRNA import into mitochondrion; protein targeting. Lineage: Eukaryota; Metazoa; Arthropoda; Insecta; Hemiptera; Aphididae. The record is from RefSeq and is a predicted model, not a curated record.
UACAGAAUUCAUUGGUUUUUUUUUCUCGUUUUCCAUAAUUCCGUCUGUUUCGCCGAUAUUCUCGGUCUCUCUAGUAUCUCAUACUAUAUUUUAGUUCCAUAUUCCAUAAACCUCUCUCACGUGCAGUCACGUACUAUCAAUUUCGUCAAAAUUUGUUCAUUGCUAGUCCGGACCGGGAGUUCGAUUCGUUUCCAAGGGUCGGCUCAUUGAUUCGAGUUGUUUAUGAGCUACACAUCUCUAGGAUUUGGACUUGGACGAUCAUUCAGGGAGGUUCGCCAUGAUAACGACCGAAGUCUCGAAGACUGCCAUUAGCGCUGCCGCGGCCGGCAUCGCGGGCUUAUGCUUUGUCGGAUACUGCAUAUACUUCGACCGGAAGCGCCGCAGCGAUCCGCACUUUAAGUCGAAUCUACGCAAGAAGCGGCUGCUGGCAAAGGAACACGAGCUCGCAGCGCGAGCAGCCAAGUCGGCGUUCCCAGACUUUACUGACCAACAGGCUGUCCAGCGGUUCUUCUUGCAGGAGGUGCAAAUGGGUGAAUCGUACUUGGAACAAGGUGACGCAGUCCGAGGUGUUGAGCACUUGGCCAACGCGGUAGUGGUGUGCGGCCAGCCCACCGAGCUGCUCAACGUUCUGCAGCGCACGCUGCCCGACCCCGUGUUCGAAAUGCUCAUUAAGAAGCUGCCGGAAUUGGGCAAGAACCUGAUGCGCCGACAGCCGCCACAGCAGCCUGCCAAACAACCGUCGUCGUCUUUCGGUGGCCCGGUCAUCAGCGAGUUGGACGUGUCCGACGUCGAAUAGUUUUUUUUUUUUUGUCGAUUAUUAUUUACUAAUGUCGUUUCGUCGUUACGAUGAUAAUAUUAUAAUAUUAUUAUACUGUAAUGCGCGUGUGCAGUGUACAAUAAUAUUGUAUAGAGAUCGCCACCACACUGCCUCCCUACACCAUCACAACUCCACCCUGCGCGUUUUCGUGUAAUAUUGUAAUAUAAUUAUUUUUUUUUCAAUAAGUAAUAAAUUUUUUAGACACUUUAAAAGUAUAGACUGUCGCUGUAGAAAAAAUAUUUUAUUUAUAAAUGACGACGACGACGACGACGACGACGACGACGACGACUGUUCAGCGGUAUUAUAUACGAUAAAUAAUAAUAGUAAUAAUAAUAAUAAUGUAAGUCUUUUUAGGCCGACAUCAAUCGGUCGCUUGUCGUGAAUAGUUUCAUCGUCUUCCGGGGCGAUGACGGUAGCGAUUUAAGCACUAUUUUAGGGGGGACGGGUUUCGGGUAAUCGUAUUUUUAUUAUUCAUAACGUACAAAUUAAAAUUAAAAUAAUGUAUAAAAUCGUACGUCGUCGUUUACUAAUUACUGACCCUAAAAUUAUUAUCAUACACGAUGUCCCGUUACAAACAUAUAUUAUAUCAAAUAAAAAUAUACACGAUAAACAGCGUCUUAUUGUUAUUACACUGUUAUAAUGUUAUUAUUAUUAUUAUUAUUAUUAAUUUUUUUUUAUUAAGAAUACGUGGCUAACCUAGAAGUUAAAACGUUUUACCGUAUAUAUAUAGGUAAAAAAAAAUUAAAUAAAAAUAUAUAUUAUAUUAUAGCUAUAGCCCGUGCACGGGGUAGGUAGUAUAGAUGUGAAAUGAAUUCGGACGGUUAUUUUUUUAUUAGAUUCGCUCGUCCACGAGCUGUUGUUUAUAUUUUGAUUGAAACAUAUUAAAAGCAAUAAUAAUAUUAUAUUAUACGCCAUUUUUUUGUAAUUUAAAUAAAAAUUUACAUGAAAUCA